Blepharisma stoltei is the source of this 2300-nucleotide messenger RNA. Lineage: Eukaryota; Ciliophora; Heterotrichea; Heterotrichida; Blepharismidae. The record is from the annotation of a GenBank genome assembly.
AUGGAAACUUUAACAACCUCAAUUUACGAGCAUCAAAACGUGCCUAGGAGAAGACCUCAAACAUGCAAGCCAAAAAUACUAGAUGAUUAUAACAUAAAAAAGGUCUCAAGCCUUAAAAGUAUUGACCAAAAGCCUGAUGUUUUUGAAAGGCUUUAUAUAGUAGCUAUUAAUUUCUGCGCACCAAAAAUAUUUUUUAUGCCAAAAUUAUAAUAAUUUUGGCUUUAAAAUUAAAAAAUGACUGAAGGCUAUAAGCAAAAUAAUAAAUAAACUACAAUAGGAGACCUAAAUCUGCUAUGAAUACAAGAAAUGGCUUUUUUAAUGGAAGCUGCAUGCCGAGGUCCCCAAUUCCUUUAAACUCAUUAAUAGCUGUUCUUAAAGACUCUAUGCACAAGCAAUUAACAGAAAAAUCCAACUCUUCUUUUGAAAUUGGCUCAAAAUACCCGGGAGUCCAUGCCGGAAAUUUAUCGAUGAUUUCUGACGAUCUCUGCAAAGCGGACGGAAUUAAUUCUCCACAAAGCAAUGCUAAAGUUUUUAGACCCACUGUUUCAAUAAAUGCUUAUAAAAUUUACCAAGCUGUAGAGCAGUUUUCAUAUGAUGAUUUUGAUGUGCUAAAUAAAAAUACAAAUAAAGAAAGUUUAUAUAAAACUCAGCAGAGCAGAGUAGAAAAAUCAAAAAUUAUUUUGAGGAGAAGGCCGAAACCACAAAAUGCACCAAGUUUAGUAAUAAAGAAAAAACCUAUAAAUAAGUCGAGUUCUCAUGUGUCUUUUAAUGAGAAAGUGAGGAAUAUUUUUAAUUCAACUGUGCCUUAUACAAGAGAAAAUGAUUCUGAAGAAGAAGAUUUAAUCCCCUUGGAGAGAGAGUAAUGAAUUUUUUGUUCGUUAAUGGAUGGUUUUUUUUAUUAAAUAAUUAUAUUACUUUCGCCUAAUAUAAGGCUUUUUUGACUUUCUAUCUGUAUGUUGUUCAGUAACGAGGGUUUUUAAUUGUUGGCUAGCUAGUAAGGGGAGUUAGAAAUUGCUAAGGAAAAAGAAAAAGUUUCAAUUACUUCUAUAAUAAGAAGAUCAUCUAGUAUGAAAUCAAAUUCUCCUUCUUUAUUAAGACCAUCGCUUACAAUCAGUAAAGUAGUUAAGCCUAGCUUGAAGAGUAAUAAUGAAAGCCAGAAUGAUGAAGAAGCCUUUAAAUCUUCACAGCCAAGCCCCUUUCCUCAUGAUUACUUAAAUCCAACCCAUGAAGCUUCAUCAUAUGUUUCAUCUAAUAAUACCCCUAAACGUCAAGAAACACAAGGAAAUAAAUGAAUGAGCAUAGGAUUGAGCCCUGUCUCACUGGUAGAAGUCAAAGCAAAAGGCCGAGCCAAGCCUCAGUCUCCUAGUUCAAUUUGGCCCAAAAUCUUCAAGCAUUCAUUAAUAAUUAAUUGCUAUAGAGAAGCUUUCGGCCAGACCACUAAUGUUUUUUCAUGUCCCUUGCUUCGAACCAUGGAGUUGUGGGAGUUGUGGGAGCUGCGGGGGUUUUGGUGUUUUUGGGAGCUGUGGGAGCUCUGGUGUUGUGGGAGUUGUGCUGUGGGAUUUGUGCUGUGGGAGUGGUGUGUGGAAGUGAUGUUGGGGAAAUUGUGUUGUGGGUGCUGCACGGUGGAGAUGUGUUGUGGAAGUUGGACUAUGGGAGCUGUGUUGCGCGAGCUGUGCUGUGGAAGACAUUGUGGGAGCUGUAGGAUAGGGCUAAACAUGCUUUUUUUUCUUGCUUCGCACCACCCCUUGCUGUCUGCCUGAUUACACUGCCUAAAGCUUGUGCUGCUCCCUCCGGACAAGAGCCUUCACUACCCGAGGUAAAGACGCUGGCACUACGUCGAAGGGUUACCCUUUCAAAAAAUUCAAAAAGUGAAUUUUCUGGCUCUAGGCCGAGAUGGAACAUUAGCCCAGUGCGCAGCUCCUGGUAUCACUCUAGGAAAAUGCCCGAUUGGUCGAACGAAACCCUUAAACCUUGCUGGGCUAUCCCUUUCCAACUUCCAAGUCUCAUCCCCCUAGGGGUAAAACCUUGCCCUAGAUGUGAGCAUGCAGUAGGCAACCCGACAUUGCCUACCAGACCAAGUAAAACCCAGAUGUACACACCUACGCCAUUUUUAUGUGUCAAAAUCUUCAAGUAAUGAUCGAAAACCUUGCAAUCAAUGUUUUUCACUCCCAAAAAUGAUAGAAAUUUCUCCAUUUGGCACAUAUGUAAAAGGGAAAAAAGUCCAGUAUCAAGCAGGGUCUAUGUUUACACCAACCAAAAAUUUUUCUAUGACUCCAAACCAUUUUUUAAACUCUGAUUAA